Molecule: messenger RNA, 315 nt
Organism: Striga hermonthica
Lineage: Eukaryota; Viridiplantae; Streptophyta; Magnoliopsida; Lamiales; Orobanchaceae
Source: the annotation of a GenBank genome assembly
AUGGCCAUGAAAAUCCCUAGCUUUUUCCCUCCCCUCCUUUUGUUUUUCCUCAUCCUAAUGCUAUUUCAUGAUUUUCACAACUUCAAGUUCCUCCAAAACACUUCAAAGACAAAUGGGCCUUCAUCUUUAGGGUUUCGUCAACCGACCGUCGUGCAUCGAAGAGCAUUGGCCGCGGCCAAGUUCGAUUUAUCGUCAUUCGUCAAGCACCGUCACCGCAAGGAAAAAACGGGCCCACCGAGUGGAAACGAGAUCGACCCGCGUUACGGUGUCGAGAAGCGACUCGUCCCUUCCGGACCGAACCCAUUGCACCAUUGA